GGGUAUCACCCCUCCUGCCAUGCCCUCUUAGCUUAGCUCAGGGGCCAGCAGGGGUUGGAAGACCUGGUGGACUGAAACAGCCCUUCCCACUCUAGAGCCUUCUCUGUGGUUACUUAUUAAACAGACCUGCCCAAGCUUCCACCAUCCCUGAGAACCACCAAAACAUGGAGUGAUCCCAAGGAGCAGGAUUUGGGCUGACAUUUCAGGGCCGUGGCCAGAGCAAGUGGCCCAGCAUGGAACGCGGCCUAGCCUUCCUGCUCCCCCUUUUCAUGGGGCUCCUCCAGCAAGGCAGCGGUGGGCCCCUGGAGGUGGAGCCCCGCGGGCCGGUGGUGGCGGUGGCCAUGGGCGGGUCGAGGCAGCUCACCUGCCGCCUGGCUUGCACGGGCCCCAGGGCCGCCUCGGUGCAGUGGCGAGGCCUGGACACUAGCCUGGGUGCUGUGCAGUCGAGUGCCGGCAGCAGUGUCCUCUCCGUGCACAACGCCUCCUUGUCUGCUGCGGGGACCCGUGUAUGUGUGGGCUCCUGCGGGAACCACACGUACCAUCACAGAGUGCGACUCCUCGUGUUCGCCUUCCCGAACCAGCUGACUGUCUCCCCAGUGGCCCUGGUGGCCGGGCAGGACCAAGAGUUGGCUUGCACGGCCCACAACAUCACGCCUGCCAACCCUGAUGCCUUCUCCUUGUCCCUGCUCCUGGGGGACCAGGAACUGGAGGGGGUGCAGGUCCUGGGCCGGGAUGAGGAGGAGGAGCCCCAGGAGGAUGAGGACCUGCUGUUCCGAGUGACAGAGCGCUGGUUGUUACCCCCCCUGGGGACACCUGCCCCAGCCACCCUCCACUGCCAGGCGACCAUGAAGCUGCCGGGCUUGGAGCUGAGCCACCGACAGCCCAUUCCAGUUUACAGCCUGACCUCCCGGGAACCCCCUGUCACAACCUCCCCAGAGGCCACCCUGGAGCAGGACUCCACCCACAGCCCCAGAAGUCCUGGCCCCAAGCCUGGGAACAGCUCCACCAGGCCCUGCAGCCCUGAGAUUCACCAGUUGCCAGCACCAGGGGGUCUGGAGCUGCUGUGUGAAGCAGCCUGUGGCCCUGGCAUAGCUGUGCAUUGGAUCCAGGCACCCAAUGAUCUGGCAGCUUACAAAAGGUGGGAGGACGGGGCCCAGGCUUGGCUGAGCGUGCUGUGGGCUGGAUGCAACCCAGAGGGCUGGUUCCAGUGUCGAAUGGACCCAGGGGGCCAGACGGCCAGUCUGUACCUCCUCCCAGAAAUCUGCUCCCCACCAAUGUCUGAAGCCCUGUGGAUGGCCAGCUUGGUGCUAGGGCUGCUCCUCCUGACCUUCCUCACCUAUCGCCUGUGGAAACGCUGCAAGCCUGCCGGCUGACCACCAGGCCCACCAGCGCCUCUGAAGUAGCCUGCCUUUCCUUCAACUCAGUCGUGACUGGAGGGCUGCAGGGUUCUGGGCAGCAUGAGGGCCGACCGAGGGUCCUUCACCCGGUGGCCAGAGCAUCUAGGCUCCCCAGCUGGCUGGGUUUCCCGUCUGUGGGACCCCUGGGGAGCUGCCCUGCAACUGGAGAAUAAAGAGCAUG
Molecule: messenger RNA, 1578 nt
Organism: Miniopterus natalensis
Lineage: Eukaryota; Metazoa; Chordata; Mammalia; Chiroptera; Miniopteridae
Gene: MADCAM1
Product: mucosal vascular addressin cell adhesion molecule 1
Biological process (GO): integrin-mediated signaling pathway; positive regulation of lymphocyte migration; leukocyte tethering or rolling
Cellular component (GO): membrane
Molecular function (GO): integrin binding involved in cell-matrix adhesion
Source: RefSeq, a predicted model, not a curated record